Molecule: messenger RNA, 1152 nt
Organism: Symbiodinium sp. CCMP2592
Lineage: Eukaryota; Dinophyceae; Suessiales; Symbiodiniaceae
Source: the annotation of a GenBank genome assembly
AUGGCAGUUCCUCCGCUGGGAUUGGCAGAAGUCGACCCAUGGGAGGGCAAGAUACUGCCGAAAACGAAAGCGGCAGAUCCCCCGACAGGCCAUGAGUGGGACGACUUCUUCAAUGCACCGAGACUCCGAGAGGAGCCGAUGACCAGAGGUGGUUCUGGACAGGAGACGGUGCCGGAAAGACGGCAGGGUCCUCGCACACGGGACGAGCGGCGGUCACACGACAGGCUCCUCUUCUCUAACGGCUCCGGGCGGCGUGAGCGGCACGGAGACUCAAGAGGCCCAGAUGACGACCGUAUUUCACAUUUUCUUGCAGCUUGGCUUCGGUACCAUAUGGUAGAAGUAGAAGCCAACGAAGGCUGGAUCAGCAUGAGCCAAGUGCUUUCCGAGCCGGAGCUCCAAGGAGCCACGGAGGAGGACGUGAAGCGCGUGGUGCUCUACAGCAGGAGCAGGCUCGGCCGGCGCUUCGAGCUGCGGGAGGUGGAGACUCCGGCAGGCAAGACGGAGUUUGAUGUGCGAGCAACUUACAAACACGUGGACAGUGAGCCACGAACCUAUCGCAUGGGGCGUCGAGGCCGUCGCGCUAACUACGCGGACUUUGACAGCAGGCCUCGGGAUGAUGGCUACCCGCGCUGCUCUGGGUUUUCGAGCUCACCUACGGAAGCGAACGAUCAGGCCGAUGCAGAGGGAAGCCUCAUCGAGGUAAAGAGCUUCGACGAAGCCGAGGCGGAACCUCAAACCACUGCGCGCCACUUCAACCUGUCCCCUAGGGCUUCCGAGAAGGGGCAGGAGCGAUACGACAUCGAGGAGGAGUUCGCGGCCUUUCCCGCAGGCAAUGGCAAUACAGAACAACAGGCUCAUGUGGAUUUGGACGAUGUUCCUUUGAAGGAGGCCUCGAAGAACGGGGCCACGCCCAUGGCCUCUGAUGCGUCAGCCUCCACAGCAUCCACUGCUUCAACGCAGGAGGAGGUUUGGCAGCGCUGGCUGGAACCAGACAGUUUUCGUGUCUGGUUCUGGAAUCCUUCCACCGAGGAGGUCCUGUGGGCAGAUGACCUGGAAGACGGCUGGGAAAUGUUCUUCACUGAAGAAGGCCAGCGUUGGUUCUGGCAGGAGUCAUCGGGUCGGUACUUUUUCGAGGAGGUGGAAGAAAGCUGA